UCGGCAGUUUCUUUGUACUCAACAUCUCAGGCUUCCUCUCUUUCUCUUUGCAUAAAAGUUCUUGAGGUUACAAGAGGCCGGAAUCCUGAAGAUGUCUUGCGGUGGAAACUGCAACUGCGGUUCGAGCUGCGGCUGCGGAAAGAUGUACCCUGACCUGGCUGAGAAGAGCACCGCUACUGCCCCGGUAGCCAUGGUCCUUGGUGUUGCACCUGAGAAGGGGCGCCUCGAGGAGGGGACCGAGAAGGCCGCGGAGUCCGGCGAGGCCGGCCAUGGCUGCAGCUGCGGCUCCGGCUGCAAGUGCAGCCCCUGCAACUGCUGAUGGACAAGGUGAUCUGUGUUCAUACUCUUCAGCCUGUGUGUGUGUGUGACUGUGAGUAAAUACUAAAUAAGGAGCCGUCCGGAGUUCAAGACACCCAGUGCGAUGCAUGUAUCAUGUAUGAACAAGUGAGAAACACCUUUGUGAAUUGUGAUGGUGUGGAAAUGUGGAUUGUGUGUGUUAGUUGGGGAACCAUGUGGCUACCAACUACCAAGCUUCUGUUCAUCCGAUCGGUGUUCGUGUCCCGUGGAAUAUAAGCUCUGGUUUCCUUGUGCAUCUUCACCUUAGGAAAAAAAACUUAAUUUGA
Messenger RNA from Panicum virgatum (switchgrass), 623 nucleotides. RefSeq names its product metallothionein-like protein 4B. The coding region runs from base 92 to 319 and encodes 75 amino acids. Lineage: Eukaryota; Viridiplantae; Streptophyta; Magnoliopsida; Poales; Poaceae. Gene Ontology annotation, molecular function: metal ion binding. The transcript has 3 exons. The record is from RefSeq and is a predicted model, not a curated record.